AAAAGCCGCAUACUCUUUUCCAGGUUUGACCCUCUCCAGCCAGUGGAACCAGUUUCAGUAUGAAUAAUAAACAGGCAAAUUGUCCAAUUUAUGACAACAAAGGGUUCCAGCAUGAUGAAGGAAGACCCCUUCCAUACAAUCCACAGCAGGGGAUAUACCCCUCUCUCCCUCAAGAGACACCCAGCUAUGUUACUGUGACUCCACAGAUCAACACCCACUACACCGUAACACCUGGAACACCACAUAAUACAAGACAAAAGAAAGGAACAAAGAAAUGUCACUGGAAGUAUAUCGUGUGUUCAGCUCUGUGUGUGCUCAUUAUCCUGGCAGUGCUUGGCGUCUUGCUCUGGUACUUCUUAUACUACCAGUGUUUACUGGGUAUGUCAUGUGAAAAGGAUGGGAAGUGUUUGAGCCCCUCCCAGUGGUGCGACGGCGUAAUGGACUGUUCACACGGGGAGGAUGAAUCUGCAUGCUUUCGCUUUUAUGGGAGCAACUUCAUGUUGGAGAGUUACUCAGCAGACAGCCACAUGUGGAUGCCUGUGUGUGCUGAAAACUGGGACAACAUUUACGGGAGAGCUGUGUGUGAGAAUUUAGGCUACAGCAGCCAGGAUUAUGUGUCUUACGGCCAAACCAGUGUAGGUUCUUCAGCCUCCAAAGGAUACAUGAAGCUGAAGCCUGGAAGUAACCAUGGAUUGUAUGUACAGUCACAGCUCACUUACAGCCAAAGUUGUUCAGCCAGCGCUGUCACACUUCAUUGUAUUGACUGUGGAAAGAGUUCAGCAGCCCCCAGUACUCGUAUUGUGGGUGGUAGAGAGGCAGUACUUGGAGCCUGGCCUUGGCAGGUUAGCCUUCAGGUUCUUGGUUCGCACAUUUGUGGAGGCUCUAUCAUCAGCCCUUACUGGAUCCUAUCUGCUGCACACUGCUUUGAAAAGUGAGCUCAAUCUCUGUAUAAUGAUUCUCGCAUGUGGAUAGUAGCCUAUGGGGAUGUCAGCUUGAUGAGCUUAAGUCAUGGCAAAGCAGUUAGGAAAAUCAUCAGGAAUGAAAAGUUUGACAGACAAACCAAUAAUUAUGACAUUGCUCUCCUAAAGCUCAAAACACCUCUAACUUUUACAAGAACAGUGAAGCCAGUGUGUCUUCCCAACACUGGUGUGAACCUCUCUGCAGGACAACGAGCCUGGAUCACAGGCUGGGGAGCCUUAAGAUCAUCUGGGCCAAGCCCUGUCAUACUACAUCAGGCCCAGGUGACCAUUUACUCCAGAGUGACCUGUAACAGGCCUGAGGUGUUAAACGGAGACGUCACAGAGACAAUGAUCUGUGCCGGCAAACUGCAGGGAGGAGUUGACGCAUGCCAGGGUGACAGUGGAGGGCCCCUGGUGGUCAAAGAGGCAGAUAUAUGGUGGCUGGCAGGGGACACUAGCUGGGGGUAUCGCUGUGCUUUGAAGAACAAGCCAGGUGUCUAUGGCAAUGUAACCUACUUUAUUAACUGGAUCUAUGAACAAAUGCAGAAUAAGUGAUGGAACUGUCCACGAACACCAAGACAAACCUCGUUCACUAAUCAGUGGUCCUCAUUUUAUCACACACUUCACAAUUUGAAACUGAAGUUCUGGUGGAGCUGAUUGAUCAGGAAGAUUUUAUUAAACACAAAACAAAGAUUGCACUGAACAAAUCAAACUGAUGUAUCAUUUUAUUAUUUUUUCAA
Monopterus albus (swamp eel) is the source of this 1699-nucleotide messenger RNA. RefSeq names its product transmembrane serine protease 2 (gene tmprss2). Gene Ontology annotation, cellular component: membrane. Lineage: Eukaryota; Metazoa; Chordata; Actinopteri; Synbranchiformes; Synbranchidae. Gene Ontology annotation, biological process: proteolysis. The record is from RefSeq and is a predicted model, not a curated record. Gene Ontology annotation, molecular function: serine-type endopeptidase activity; protein binding. The transcript has 13 exons.